GUAUGGGGAGUGGUGUGGAUAUCUGGGAGACAGGAGGAAUUUUUCAGGGAGGUGCCACCUCUCCUCUCUCUCUUCUUCCUCUCUGCCAAGUCUUGACUCCCCCCAAGACUGCUAGCUCUUCCUCAUCUCCCCCAGUACUUCUCAGCCCCCAUCUUUUGGAAUCUUUCUAUCUCUAGGUCUCAAAAUUUUUCUGGCUCCUGACACUUUUGAGUUUGGGGAUGUAGGAUGGGGUCCUUUUUAAGGGCUGUCCGUGUGCACACACGUGUGGUCACCAUGGUGACCAACCCAUCCCCGUUUGCCCAGGACUUUCUCAGUUUUAGCACUGAGUCUCUUGUCCCAGCCCCCUCAGUCUCUGGCAAACUUACCUGAGAGGUCACCCUAACCAUCACCCCGGUUCUGCUUUAGUGACUGUUCACACCACCCAGGCAGAGGCCAAGAGAGACAGCAAAGGAAAUCCAGUUCUCAGGGUCACAUCAGGGCCACCAAAACGGGUUGGGAUGGAGCUCCGGACCUGGGGGACGGAGAGUAUGCCUAGAGUGUCUAGUCUAGGGCAGAGGAAGACAGGGCAUUGAGAGAAACGGAGGUGGGGAGCAGUUUGGAAGAGGGGGCAAAGACACCCCAGUUCCUGUCAGAAGGGACCUCUGGUUGACCCUGGAGCUCUGAGCCGGAAGCUUCUAUCCCCAAACACCAACUUCAUGGGCUUCUUCCUGUCCUUGCGCACCGGGGCAGAGGCUCCCCAACUUCUGUUACACACUCCCCUUCUCACACACCCUCUGUGGUCAGAAAGCCCUUCCUCAACUCUGUCUUCAGUUCUUGCUGCGGUUUCAGCCCAUUUCUUUUCGCCGUAUCCUCUGCCUGAUAACUGCUGGGUCAACUCUGCUCUGGCUUUUCCCACAGCAGGAAAGGUAGGGGCACUACAGAGGAUAAGGGACCUCAAUGACCACCAUUACACUGUGCAUCUUUCCUGAGAAGAGGCAGAGUUGGAAGGGAAGCAGAAAGGCUCAUGGUCAGAUGGAAGAUAAGACUUUUUGGUUCUUAGCUUCGCAGGAGAGUUCAAGAAGACGAGACUGUCCUCCUUCCAGGGAGCCGGAAGAGUGACCCUUCUGGGGGCUGUUUCCCUUUCCAGCCUCCUGGUUUCCCCUCUUGGCAGGGCAGGCAUAAGGCAUCGCUACCCUCACUCCCUCAUGCCUGCUCCCCUGUGCUCACCUCUGCUCUCUCUGUGUGUCUAAGGUGGGACAGAACAGUCAGCUGUGGGAAGGUAGGAAAGAGGUGGUGCUGACUUCCUUGCCCAGUGCCCAGAUCCUGGGUCCAAAUUCAUGUGGCAGGGUAGCCCCAUGGGCAAACACAAGGCAAGUGGUUCGGGAAAGGGAAGAAAUUGUCAUUCUGUGUGAUACUAGGGAGACCAUUUGGACUUUGGCUUCUCCCAAAGAGAAUGGAGAUUGACCUAGAAUGGAACUAGUUCUUUUAAGCGAGGAGAGGGAUGGGGUGCUGGAAGAGGGUGCUCUCCCCCAAAUCCCGGUCAUGGCUUGAAUCCAAGCCAAACACACAAUGCCGUCCUCUUUGACGUCACCUGACCCAAACCCAGAACCUAGCCACAGCGUCAACCUAUACUUCCUAUUAAUCGAAAAAUCGACAUCGCUCACAGAAAAUAUAAAGGUCCUUGCAAUGGCCACGAACACUACAUCUCCUGAAGCACCCUCGUCACCAGGUGUCACGUUCAUCUCUCUGCUGGUUAUCAUCGUACUGUCAGUAGCACUGACUGUGGGGCUGCCCGGCAACAGCUUUGUGGUAUGGAGCAUCCUGGUAGAGAUGCGGAAGCGCUCUGUCACUGCCCUGCUGGUGCUACACUUGGCCCUGGCCGACUUGGCCGUAUUGCUCACUGCCCCCUUUUUCCUCUACUACACGGCCCAAGGCACCUGGACUUUUGGACUGGCUGGCUGCCGCCUGUUCCACUAUGUCUGCGGAGUCAGCAUGUAUGCCAGCGUCCUGCUUAUCACGGCCAUGAGCCUGGACCGCUCGCUGGUGGUGGCCCUCCCCUCUGUGUCCCAGACUCGCACCAAGACAGUUGCCUGGUGGGCGCUAGCAGGCAUCUGGGUGGUGUCUGUCCUGCUGGCCACACCCGUCAUCUUGUACCGCAAAGUGACGUUGGGUCCGGACAACAGGAGCCUGGUCUGCUUCCCGAAGUACCCCAGCGAAGCACUUGGGGCUUUCCAUCUGCUCUUCGAGGUGGUCACCGGCUUCCUGCUGCCCUUCCUGGCCGUGGUGGCCAGCUACUCCGACAUCCGGCGCCGGCUGCGGGUCCGGCGCUUCCGCCGCAGCCGUUGCACCGGCCGCCUGCUGGCCUUUAUCAUCCUGGUCUUCGCUGCCUUCUGGCUGCCCUACCACGUGGUGAACCUGGCCAAGGGGGUCCGAGCGCUGGCGGGCAAGACAUUGGGGUCCCGGCCUGAGAGUCAGCGGCUGCACCUGACCCAAGCGCUCAGAACGCUGGCCUUCCUGAGCAGCAGCGUGAACCCCGUGCUGUACGCAUGCGCUGCCGGCGGCCUGCAGCGCUCGGCCACGGCCUUCGUCGCCAAGCUGUUGGAGGGCACCGGCUCCGAGGCGUCCAGCAGCCGCCGCGGGGGCACCCUGGCCCAGACGGUGAGGGGUGCCCCCGCCUCUCCCGAACCUGGCCCCGCCGAGAGCCUCACUGCCUCCACCAACCCUCUCGAGCGAAGCGAAGUCAGCUAGGCCUGCGGGGUGGUGGCAGCGGAAGGCUGCUCGCUUUCCUCCUGGGGGAAUACGCCCACGCUGGCCUGACCCAAUUCUUCAACCUCCUCUUACCCAGGUGGCGGGUGGAGCGGAAGAGAGGGAGGGGAAGGGCAAGUCAGGGCAGAGUGGGAGCCUGGCCCCCACGGGCAGCUUUGCAAUGAAAACUGAAGUCUGAAAUUGGGUCAGCCCUGUGUGUGGGGCAUGUGUAUUAUGGCGGACUGGGGUGCUCCUGGUUGCCCUUAUGGGUGUCCUCCUCAAUAGCUGAGAGGCACAUCCUUUAGUUUCCCAUGAUUUUCAGCUUUGGAAGAGACACAGACAUAGAAAUCAGACCUUCUUCCCUCCCUGCCUCUGAGGCAGGUGGUCUGCGGAUCACCUGAGAACAACACAGGGCUGCAGACCCCUGAAGGAGCUGGCCAAGGAAGACCACCCACGUGGGCUCACCACUCCAGACUCCCCGACUCAGCGGACCUUCACUCCCUGACUUAGCGAACCUUCUGAGAACACUUAGCACUGCUGUGAGGUGUCUGCCCUGAAGGCUGUGAUGGGUAUCUUUAUUAGCAGGACUCCAACUUCCUACCAGUAAUCUUUGUCCUCUCAGUGGGAGGUGUCCUAGGGGAUUGCUUUCCUUCCCUGUGUCUCCCAAGGAGGCCUCACUUGAGAACCAAGUCAUCAGAUCUUAUCCCCUAGAAUUCUGCACACCAGCAUUCUGCCAACCCCUAAAACGCUCUGGUGCAGGCUGGAGCUGAGGGCCCUCUGUGAUGUGGUCACCCUUAGGAAAUGAAGAUUUGCAGAAGUGAGAAGGUUGAGUCAUUCUUUCCUAGGGAUGACUGUUGCCUUGGAGAGUCUGGGACUGGCUCUGUUCCGACAGCGUUUUAAGAAGAUGGUAGGGGCUUCCCUGGUGGCUCAGUGGUUAAGAAUCCGCCUGCCAAUGCAGGGAAUACGGGUUCGAGCCCUGGUCCAGGAAGAUCCCACAUGCUGCAGAGCAACUAAGCCCGUGUGCCACAACUACUGAGCCUGCGCUCUACAGCCCGCGAGCCACAACUACUGAGCCCGUGUGCCACAACUACUGAAGCCCGUGUGCCUAGAGCCCGUGCUCCACAAGAGAAGCCACCGCAAUGAGAAGCCCGCGCACUGCAACAAAGAGUAGCCCCCGCUCGCCACAACUAGAGAAAGCCCGCGCGCAGCACGGAAGACCCAAUGCAGCCAAAAAUUAAAAAUAAAUAAAAUAAAAAUAUACGAUAUUCAUUAAAAAAAAAAUAGAAGAUGGUAGCGGCAGUGUACUUUUUGAAUAUCUCCUAUAAAAAAAGAAAGACAACUAGGAGAAAAGCCCCAAAUCCACGUGCAACAUCUGCAACAAACUAAGGAUGUCAAGAUAUCUCCCAUGGACCCCAAAGUAUGAGCAAGUGGGAAUGAGCCCUGGAUGCUUCAAGACCCACGUAAUAUCGACAACUGUGCAGAAGGAUGCAAAAGGAAGCAGGGGGGAAUCUGAGGGACCUGAGAACAGGAGACCCUCAAACUGUCUACAGGUCCUUGCUAGAAAGCAUGGUGGGUCCGUUUGAGAACAGCAGCCAAAACAGCGAGGGACCUAAUAGAUUAUUUCCCAGGCCUCCCGCCCAUGCUACAUAGUAAGCACAUAACAGGUGCUUAUUUAGUGUUUGUUGAAUGAAUAAAGAUCAAAUGACAUUUUA
This is a messenger RNA of Orcinus orca (killer whale), 4436 nucleotides long. It is a transcript of the gene LTB4R, whose product is annotated as leukotriene B4 receptor. Lineage: Eukaryota; Metazoa; Chordata; Mammalia; Artiodactyla; Delphinidae. Gene Ontology annotation, cellular component: plasma membrane. The record is from RefSeq and is a predicted model, not a curated record. Gene Ontology annotation, biological process: phospholipase C-activating G protein-coupled receptor signaling pathway; complement receptor mediated signaling pathway; inflammatory response. Gene Ontology annotation, molecular function: complement receptor activity; leukotriene receptor activity.